Molecule: messenger RNA, 246 nt
Organism: Aspergillus alliaceus
Lineage: Eukaryota; Fungi; Ascomycota; Eurotiomycetes; Eurotiales; Aspergillaceae
Exons: 2
Coding region: 1-246 (81 amino acids)
Source: RefSeq, a predicted model, not a curated record
AUGACGAUGGACCUAAUGCGGACAUACGAAAAGGAUAACGGAGUGGUGGGGGUUGAUGAUUUAGAUCUAUGGCCCGUCGACUCGGACGCGUUCAGUUUCCUCUCUAUGACUUCCUCCGCUGGAUCUAUUGAAAUGCUGAAGCAACACCCGCUCAUCAAUAGUCCCCCACGACAUCGAGGUCAACUUGUCUGUUUGGCUCGACUUGCUAUCAUUUCCGCGAGAACCUUCUUUUCAUUAAAGCUUUAA